CCGCUAAUGACGUAGUCAACAUCCUGUGUAGUUUGGAAAAGGGGAGUUUUUUUGCUAGCAAUAUCUCUGGUUAUAGUUAAUACCACCAUCGCUUAACUAAACAAGCUAGUGAAACUAUAUUCAAAAUAAAUUUGUAUUUAUUUUAAACUUGUUAAAAUUGUACUGAAAGCUAACGUUAAUUAGUUAACGUUAAGCUAGCCUACUCGUACUAUAGCCGGUAAUUUCUGGUGGAUCAAGUUUGUGUCGAGGAGAGAACAAGGCUGCCUGCGUUAGAAGACAGAGGUUAUUCACACCACCACCAUGAAGCUUUUCAGUCUGAGUGUGCUGUAUAAAGGGACCACCAAGUCUAACCUACUGAAAGCUGCCUUCGACCUGUCAUCCUUCAGCUUCUUCCAGAAGUCCAGUGUUCAGGAGUUCAUGACAUUCACCAGUGACCUCAUAGUUCAACGCUCGUCUAUAGGGAGCCGAGCCUCUGUCAAAGAACAAGAGUACCUGUGUCACGUGUAUGUAAGGAACGACUCCCUGGGUGCGGUGGUGAUUGCUGACGGAGAGUAUCCCUCUAGAGUGUGCUUCACCCUACUGGAUAAGGUGCUGGAGGAAUUUUCCAGACAGGUGAGCAGUAUAGACUGGCCCUCUGGUUCUCCUGACACUGUCCACUAUACUGCCCUGGACAGCUACCUCGCCAAGUACCAGAAUCCUCGGGAGGCGGACGCAAUGAGUAAAGUACAAGCUGAGCUGGACGAAACCAAAAUCAUUCUGCACAACACUAUGGAAAGUCUGUUGGAGAGAGGAGAGAAGCUGGAUGAUCUAGUCCAGAAGUCCGAACACCUGGGGAACCAGUCUAAAGCCUUCUACAAGACGGCGCGAAAGCAGAACUCUUGCUGUGAGGUCAUGUGAUGCUGCUGAACCCCUCUUGAUCUCCUCACCCCCCGGAUGUGCCAUGACUAUCAGCCUACAUAUUAUACUUCUUACUCUGCGUGUGUGUGAGCAUACUGGCGAAAUGGUUGUGUGGUGAAGUGUAUCAGGUGAUAGUUGUUGGAGCCUUUUUGCAGUUGAUUAGGCCUAAGUGUUGUUUUCUGAAUAUGUUGAGUGAAUUCUAUACAUUCCUAGUUGUGAAAAAGUACAUGACAUGUUUGUGUGUGUGAGAAGUGAACAUUGUGCAUCAAAUGUGUGUGUGUGUGUGUGUGUGUGCGCGUGUGUGUGUACAGUCAAGCAGGGGUUAUUAAACCUUUUCAGCCUGUGAACCAAAUGAGAAAGUCUAUGUUUUCUUGGGACCCAAGCUCAUGAAAACAUGCCCCCUUUUUGGGGGUCCUAAGAAAACAUUUUAGUGGCCCCCCUGUUGAUGGCGGAGAAAAAAAUGGAUGUUUUAAAGCAAGUUUUCUGCAAUUCUACACAUUUUGCCAUGGGGCAGAUCAAUUUUUUCUGCAGUUUUACAGCUAGUUUCCUGCAAUUCUACCCAUUUUGACAUGGCUUACAUCAUGUUAAUAUGGUAUCUGAGUGAGAGUAGUUACCAAAAUCAAUGUGCUCCUGUACAGUGUUGGAAAAAGUACCCAAUUGUCAUAAUUGAUUCAAAGUAAAGAUACGUUAAUAGAAAAGUGAAAGUCACCCAGUAAAAUAGAGUAAAAAUAUUUGGUUUUAAAUAUACUUAAGUAUCAAACGUGAUUGUAAUUGCUCAAAUAUACUUAGUAUCGAAAGUUAAAGUAUAAAUCAUUUCAAAUUCCUUAUAAUAGGCAAACCAGAUGGUACGAUUUUGGUUUUUAAUUUAUGGAUAGCCAGGGGCACACUCCAACACUCAGACAUCAUUUACAAACAAAGUAUUUGUGUUUGAGUCAUACCAGAUCAGGUGCAGUAGAGGUGACCAGGGAUGUUCUCUGUUCCGUGAGUCCGUCAGAUCAGGGGCAGUAGAGAUGACCAGGAUGUUCUCUUGAUAAGUUUGUGAAUUGGACCAUUUUCCUGUCCUGCUAAGCAUUUGAAAGUACUUUUGGGUGUCAGUGAAAAUCUAUGGAGUAAAAAGUACAUUCUUGGAUAUAGGAAUGUAGUGAAGUAAAUGUCUUACUACUUUUUUUUCCUUUUUUUUUUAGACACAAAAAAACCUACUUAAGUAGUGCUUUAAAGUAUUUUUACUUCAGUACUUUACACCACUGCCCUUGGCCACGUGGCCUGUUGGUAUUUUGCCAUGAUUACUACAAGUUUAGAUAGCUGGCUAGACUGAAUUACCAAUCUAAAAACUGUUAGCUGACAUGGCUAAUUGAGUGACUGACAUAACGAGAAAACUGGUGAUGCACAACCACAUUUCUAAAUAGCACCUUGUGUAUUCUACUAUUCUAACUAAGUUUCAACAGUAAGUUGAGACCCCGACUGAGUUCCUAAAAAAACAUUUGAAAUGCAUUUAUUAACAUCUACAUUUGCCACAUUUAUUCUAUACAGACACCGUAAUGCAAACUUUUAAAUGAUAUUAUGUGAGCUAAGCCUACAAAUAAAAUGUAUAAAAACGUUUACAUUUGAGAUUACUAAUGUUACUGUCCCCACUACAAAAUAUUGUUACGUUACAGCCUUAUUCUAAAAUAGAUUAAAUACAUGUGUUUCCUCAUGUGUACACAAUACCCCAUAAUGACAAAGCAAAAAUAGUUUUUUAUAAAUGUUUGCACAUUUAUAAAAACAUUAACUAAAAUGUGACAUUUACAUAAGUAUUCAUACCCUUUUUAGUACUUUGUUGAAGCUCCUUUGGCAGCGAUUUACAGCCUCAAGUCUUCUUGGGUAUGACUCUAAAAGGUUGGCACACCUGUAUUUGGGGAGUUUUCUCUGCAGAUCCUCUCAAGCUCUGUCAGGUUGGAUGGAGAGUGUUGCUCUACAGCUAAUUUUAGGUCUCCAGAGAUUCUAAAUUGGGUUCAAGUCCGGGCUCUGGCUGGGCCACACAAAGCCAUUCAGCCACUCCUGCGUUGUCUUCGCUGUGUGCUUAGGGUUAUUUUCCUGUUGGAAGGUGAACCUUCGCCCCAGUCUGAGGUCCUGAGCGCUCCAGAGCGCUCUUCAUCAAGGUUCUCUCUGUACUUUGCUCUGUUCAUCUUUCCCUCGAUCCUGACUAGUCUCCCAGUCCCUGCCUCUGAAAAACAUCCCCACAGCAUGAUGCUGCCACCACCAUGCUUCACUGUAGGGAUGGUGCCAGGUUUCCUCCAGACGUGAUGCUUGACAUUCUGGCCAAAGAGUUAAAUCUUGUUUCUCAUGGUCUGAGUCCAUUAGGUGCCUUUUGGCAAACUCCAAGCGGGCUGUCAUCUGGCUUCUGUCUGGCUACUCUACCAUAAAGCCCUGAUUGGUGGAGUGCUGCAGAGAUGGUUGUCCUUCUGGAAGGUUCUCCUAUCUCCGCAGAGGAACUCUGGAGCUCUGUCAGAGUGACAAUCAGGUUCUUGCUCAUCUUCCCUGAUUGCUCAGUUUCCUGGGUGGCCAGCUCUAGGAAGAGUCUGAGUUGUUCCAAACUUCUUCCAUGUAAGAAUGAUGGAGGCCACUGUGUUCUUGGGGACCUUUUUAAUGCUGCAGAAUUUUUUUGGUACCCUUCCCCAGAAAAUUCCUUCGACCUCAUGUCUUGGUUUUUGCUCUGACAUGCACUGUCAACUGUGGGACCUUUUUAUAUAGUGUGGUGGAAUUUUUGAAAUCAAAAGGAGACUUUUAGAUUUCCUAAAAAUAAUCCAACUUUAUUCUUUAAUUACCGCAGUAAUGGAGCUGGUCGGUAAUCACCCCUGGAGGUGAUCACUGAGAACUCAACGAGAUGGUUUGAGCCACAGCAUUUUAUAGCAAAGUCCAUCCUUCUUCAGUCUAUAUGACAAACAACAGAUGUAUGGAUUGGGUCACAAGGUUAAGAUUUGUAUGAAAGAUACUUGUAAUUCACAGCAGACAGUAUCUGCUGUAAAAAACAAUUCUCAUUGUGUAGAGACCAGGGUCUGGCCCCCAACUCCAUACGGGAGCCAUCUCCCCCGGGUACCCCAGUACAGAAACAUUAACUCAUGCUCUGGAAUGUGGUAUCACCCAAAGACAUCGUAAAUCUUCUAUCAGUGUUAUCUCCCAGAGGCCCACUUUCAGUUCACACAGACACAAUAGAGUUAUAAGAACCCUCUAUUCUGUUGCAUUAAACAACCAUUUGAUGCAAUAAAAGUAUUAUAACACUCUUGUAAUUUCCACCAUAAUAGAAAGGGGUGUGCCUUUCCAAAUCAUGUCCAAUCAAUUUAAUUUACCACAGAAUGACUCCAAUCAAGUUGUAGAAACAUCUCAAGGGUGAUCAAUGGAAACACAAUGCACCUGAGCUGAAUUUAGUCUCAUAGGAAAGGGUCGGAAAACUUAUGUAAAUCAUGUAUUUCUGUUUUGUAUUUUUAAUACAUUUGCAAAUAUUUCUGAAACUGUUUUCGCUUUGUCAUUAUAGGGUGUUGUGUGUAGAUUGACGAACAUUUUCUAUUUAAUCCAUUUUAGAAUAAGGCUGUAAUGUAACAAAAUGUUGAAAUAGUCAAGGGGUCUGAAUACUUUCCUAAUGCACCUGUAGCAUCAGCAAUCCAAAGUGGAUCUCAAUCCAUACUUUAAGAAAGGCUGCAGUAAAGCAUCGGGUAACAUGGUGCCAGAUAAGUCUUUCAUUCUCUGCCGAGAGAUUCCAAAAUCCGGCAGGCCUUUCAACGUGCCUUCUCUCUCCAGCCUGGCCUGGGAACCGACUCCCUACCCUUCUCCUUGUUCACUCCACACCUGAAAUGAGUCCAAGCCACCAGCCAAAUUCUGGUAAAUGGCCUGAGAUGCUGCUGACAUUUUUCAUCCAACAGAGAUAAUGGAUGAUGGACAUACGGUUAUUUUCAGGCCCUUGGACUAUAAGGAACUCCCUCCAGCUCAAAGUUAUACCAAUGCAUCAGUGUGUACACUCCAGGAACCACAGCCUCACUGUAUGUGCCAAAUGUUCUAAAAUAAACCUUCAUGCCGGUUCAUCUUAUAUUAUUGUAGCGAUUAUUUGACAAUUGUGUAUUUACUUGAGUAAAACCCUCACACCUGCAUCCAUUCUGUAUAUUCAGGUUAAGCUGCCUACCUAUCAUGCCUUCUUGACUAAAAUACCCUCUUCUGUUUGAUCAUUCAAACUUCUCUUACCGCUCUUAAAUGUAACCAUGUGUACAUUGUAUUAAAUGUGAAACAAGAUAUGGGCUUGCAAUCAUAAUCAAUAAAAUCAUUUGAACCAUA
This is a messenger RNA of Oncorhynchus nerka (sockeye salmon), 5199 nucleotides long. RefSeq names its product synaptobrevin homolog YKT6-like. Gene Ontology annotation, biological process: endoplasmic reticulum to Golgi vesicle-mediated transport. The record is from RefSeq and is a predicted model, not a curated record. Gene Ontology annotation, molecular function: SNAP receptor activity. Gene Ontology annotation, cellular component: Golgi apparatus. Bases 301 to 897 code for a protein of 198 amino acids. The transcript has 8 exons. Lineage: Eukaryota; Metazoa; Chordata; Actinopteri; Salmoniformes; Salmonidae.